GGGGUGAUUUCUGUGGAUUCGGGAUGGAUUUGGGGGUGAUCUCUGUGGAUUUGGGGCUCCCACAGUGCCCAGCCCGGAUUUCAGCUUCCCUGCGGACGAGCACCUGGACGUUUACGUGUCGGCCGCCGAGAGCCCCGGGCACUUCUGGAUCCAACUGCUGGGCACCCGCAGCCUGCAGCUGGACAAGCUGACAGCUGAGAUGGGGCACUUCUACCAGAGCAGCGCCCCCGUCCCCCCCCCCUCGGUGCUCCCCGGCUCCAUCGUGGCCGCGCCGUACCUGGACGAUGGCGAGUGGUACCGCGCGCGCGUCCUGGGGGCGCUGGACAACGGCCACCUGGAGCUCUACUACGUGGACUUUGGGGACAACGGCCAGGCCCCCCCCGAGGCUCUGCGGGCCCUCAGGAGCGACUUCCUGAGCCUGCCCUUCCAGGCCAUCGAGUGCAGCCUGGCCGGGGUUGUCCCCAACGGGGACAGCUGGCCCGAGGCGGCUCUGGACGAGUUUGACCGCCUGGCGCACUGUGCGCAGUGGACGCCGCUGGUGGCGCGGAUCUGCAGCUACAGCCAGGGGGCGCCCUGCCCCCGGCCCAGCGUGCAGCUCUUCACCCAGCGCCACGGACAGAGCCUGGACGUGGGAGCAGAGCUGGUGCGUUUGGGCUACGCCGUGCCCGUGCCCCCCGAGGAGCCCCCGGACAAUCUCGGCUGUGCCUCCAUCCCGAGCCCGGUGGAGCCUGGGACCCUGCAGAGCCCCGGCCG
This is a messenger RNA of Ficedula albicollis (Collared flycatcher), 753 nucleotides long. It is a transcript of the gene TDRKH, whose product is annotated as tudor and KH domain containing. Lineage: Eukaryota; Metazoa; Chordata; Aves; Passeriformes; Muscicapidae. The record is from RefSeq and is a predicted model, not a curated record. The annotation marks the transcript as partial. Gene Ontology annotation, biological process: spermatogenesis. The transcript is spliced from 6 exons.